CGGGGAGAGAUGCCAAUCAUAUCAUGUAGCAGGUGCAACUCGAGAGCCAUUGCGGAGUAUUUCUUUCUGGCGGUGAGACGAAAGAUAUGAAUGACAGCUGAAUUGAAGGUGAGCUGGUUUUGAGAGUGCCGGACCAGUAGCGUCACCGUCAAGUUGGCGACACCAUGGCAUCUGGAGUUGCAGCAUGGCUCCCCUUUGCCCGGGCAGCCGCCAUCGGCUGGAUGCCUGUGGCCAACUGCCCCAUGCCCAUCGCCCCAAGAGACCACAGCAAGAGAAAGGACGAGCUGAUCAUACUGAACGUGAGUGGACGGCGCUUCCAGACCUGGAGAACCACGCUGGAGCGGUACCCGGACACUCUCCUGGGCAGUUCUGAGAAGGAGUUCUUUUACAACGAGGAGGCCAAGGAGUACUUCUUCGACCGCGACCCGGACGCCUUCAGGAGCGUGCUCAAUUUCUACCGCACGGGGAAGUUGCACUACCCGCGCUACGAGUGCAUCUCGGCCUACGACGAGGAGCUGGCUUUCUUCGGCAUCAUCCCCGAAAUCAUCGGCGACUGCUGCUACGAAGAGUACAAGGACCGCAAGCGGGAGAACGCCGAGCGCCUCAUGGACGACCAGGAGGAGAACAAGGACGCCAAGCUGCCCAACAUGACCUUCCGCGAGACCAUGUGGCGGGCGUUCGAGAACCCGCACACCAGCACCAUGGCGCUGGUGUUCUACUACGUCACCGGCUUUUUCAUCGCCAUCUCGGUCAUCACCAACGUGGUGGAGACGGUGCCGUGCGGCUACAAGAGCCAGAAGGACGUGCCGUGCGGCGAGCGCUACACGGUGGCCUUCUUCUGCAUGGACACGGCCUGCGUGAUGAUCUUCACCGUGGAGUACCUGCUGCGGCUGUUCGCCGCGCCCAGCCGCUACCGCUUCAUGCGCAGCGUCAUGAGCAUCAUCGACGUGGUGGCCAUCCUGCCGUACUACAUCGGCCUGGUCAUGACCGACAACGAGGACGUGAGCGGCGCCUUCGUCACGCUGCGCGUCUUCCGCGUCUUCCGCAUCUUCAAGUUCUCGCGCCACUCGCAGGGCCUGCGCAUCCUGGGCUACACGCUCAAGAGCUGCGCCUCGGAGCUGGGCUUCCUGCUCUUCUCCCUCACCAUGGCCAUCAUCAUCUUCGCCACCGUCAUGUUCUACGCCGAGAAGGGCUCCAGCUCGAGCAAGUUCACCAGCAUCCCGGCCUCGUUUUGGUACACGAUCGUCACCAUGACUACUUUAGGUUACGGGGACAUGGUGCCCAAGACGAUUGCCGGGAAGAUCUUCGGCUCGAUUUGCUCCCUGAGCGGGGUGCUGGUAAUCGCCCUGCCCGUGCCUGUCAUCGUGUCCAACUUUAGCCGAAUCUAUCACCAGAACCAGAGAGCCGACAAGCGGCGUGCUCAGAAGGUACAGAAAGCCCGACUCGCCCGGAUAAGAAUAGCCAAGAAGGGGAGCACCACCGCCUACCUGCAGACCAAACGCAACGGGCUGCUGAACGAGCUGCUGGAUCUCACGGCCUCAGAGGUGGAACAGCAGCAUCUGAACAAGACCUCAUCCCUGCUUGAGAGCCAACAUCACCACCUAUUGCACUGUUUGGAAAAAACUACUGGCCACGAGUUUGUGGACGAGCAGCUAUUUGAGCAGAACUGCCUGGAAGGGGCCCUGCAGCCGUACCGCUCCCACUCCCGCACCCCCUCCGCCUCCAGCCAGGACGGCCCCACGGGCACCUGCUGCUCCCGCAGGAGCAAGAGGGGCUCCACCCCGGUGCCCAACGCCAGCCAGCCGCACAUGCUCACGCACACGCUGCCCCAGUCGCCGGGCCUGCAGGAGCUCAGCGCCAUCAACAUCCAGUGUGCCGAGCAGCAGCUCCACGGCAGCAGCCGUUCUAAUCUCAACAUGCAGACCAACGAGGUGGACCGUCGCAACACCCGGCAGCAGCAGCAGCAGGUCACCACGGCGAUCAUCAGCGUCCAGACGCCCAGCACGGGGAGCUCCGCCUCGGACGAGGACCACGACCACGGCCUCGGCCUCCCCAGCGUCGUGACGACGGCCAGCUCCAACGUCAUCAAGGUGUCGGCCCUGUGAGAGCGCGAGCGCGAGCGCCGGGGCGCGGCCGAGCACAUACAGCACAAAAAGCACUGUGGGGUUUGCGAGCCUACGCAGACCACCCGGUCCCCUUCCACAUCAUGGCACACUGACACUGUUGGGCCCACUGUUCAUGGACGGCGUGUUGUGGGGCAAAGACGACGAGAUGAUGGUGAUAAUGGAGAGAGAGAGGCACAGAGGGGGCCCAUGACAUUGGUCUUUGCUCUGCACAUCGUCCCUCUCUCUCUCUCUCUCUGUGCAAAGUGACUUUGUGUUCCUGAUGACUGUGCCGACCCAAGGAGCACAGGGUUCAUCAGGUAUAGCUGUGGAAAAUAAGUCUGUGAGUAGCAAAGACUUGGGGGGGGGGGGGGUUGUUACUGCAAGUUUGAUUGUUCUUGUUUGUGUCUCCCUUCAUUGUACUGUACAGUACAUCACAAAGAUUUACUGUGCUCUGCCACCGCUAUCCUGCUACUUUAUUCUGUGUGUUUUUGAAGAGUCAGAGUAUAAGUCUGUAUGCUGUCAGUGUGAGAGCAACAUAUCAGGUGAACAUGAGAUUGUGUACUUUUUAACUUUUGUUUAAAGUUAUCAACAUACAGUAGAUACUGCCUGUCAGAAUCACAACUUAGUGUUUAGAUGCUGAUGGUUUUUUUUCCAGAUUUAACUGUUUUUCUCUCUUUCUCUCGCCUCUUUCUUUAAAAAAAAUCACUGUGUUUGACAUUCUCUCAUUUUGUUAAGGACUGUUAGCAGUGUUAACAUUUGAAUUAGUUGUACGUAUAACACCAACUAACAGCAGUUAAUCUAAGUUGUUCAUCAGUAUUCUUUAAAACAUGGUGAGUUCCAUUCUUUUAAUCAGCUGUAGAUCUUUUAGCAGCUCAGUGAUCAGUGCCAUGGCUGCAGGUUAACCAUAAAGAUUUACGGUCUAUAUCUUUAUCCCUCUCAAAUGUGAAAAAACAAAAAAUCUUUGUGCAUUUCUCCUGUUUAUUUAGCAGUGAUGGAUGUCCAAUGGAUACUUUUAACAGGUAUACUUGUGUAGUCUCCACAAGCUAAACGUUUGUUACACUAUGAUUUAUGCAUUCUUGGUCCUUCAUAUUUCUCCAACGUUCUGAUUGAGUGUUGAAUUUUGCAGUGAUUUUAAAUCAUGACCUUUGUCCAGAAGAGUAACUUAGUCAACAUAUUAAGAACAUGUCAAUGUGUUGCCUUUCUCCAAAGUAUAUACUAUGAGUCGUGGGUCGGUUGAAGUUGGUGAAUGAAAUGUAAAACAGUGGCUAAUGUGGUAAAAUAGUCUAAAUGAAUUUUCUCACAUUCCUUGUUUGCUUGUUAUUUAUGGUGUUAAUUGCAUCCUCAUCAACAUCUAAACACACCUGUUACAAAAGUUCUCUGGCAAAUUGGUAUUUGCGUUCAGCUUUGUCAUGUUCUAUUCUACAGUAUCAACAAUCUUGAAGGCAUUUUCACUUGCUGCAUUCCUUACCACGUGCGUUCUGAAGUUUGAUUUUCUUUGGCAGCCUGGUAGAAUAGAAAUACUGUCUGUGUCUACAGCUGUGGGUGGGAUGUUGGACAGUGGCAAUUGUUAGAGUGAAGCGGCACUGGAAUACACAGCUGGUUUCUAGCUUGCUGAAACGAAAUCUCCCUGCAGUAUUUCUCCUUACACCCCUUAAGAAGAGCAUCCUGUUAUUUCUGAUGCCCUCUCAUUUUGGUUGUUUCCACGACUCCUGUUUCUGUCUGUCUUUUGUGUGUAUUCUGUCAGAUGUUGGUUCUUCUUUAUGACUUUUGUCCUGUGACAUGUCUGAUAAAGAUUUAAAGU
Messenger RNA from Sardina pilchardus (European sardine), 3906 nucleotides. Its product is annotated as potassium voltage-gated channel subfamily D member 3-like. Gene Ontology annotation, molecular function: protein binding; A-type (transient outward) potassium channel activity. The coding region runs from base 165 to 2105 and encodes 646 amino acids. Gene Ontology annotation, biological process: protein homooligomerization; potassium ion export across plasma membrane. Lineage: Eukaryota; Metazoa; Chordata; Actinopteri; Clupeiformes; Clupeidae. The transcript is spliced from 7 exons. The record is from RefSeq and is a predicted model, not a curated record. Gene Ontology annotation, cellular component: dendritic spine; postsynaptic membrane; voltage-gated potassium channel complex.